GGGACUUAACCCGACAUUGGGCGAAAUCACAAUUGGAGAGGGUUGGAUCUCGUCUCAACCCCGUGCUACAUAUGUCGGCCGACCUGGCAACUUUUGGGAUGUAGACCUUCUAUCAACUACAUCUGCUGUUUGAUAUAAAAAAGCCCCACGCUACGGCGUAGUAGCGUAUCUCCCACCACUCCCAAAUCAAACACCAAAAAACACCCCGCCAUGAAGAUCUCCUACGUCCUCUAUGCUAUCACGGGCUUGACCCUCGUCUUGGCUGCCGACAACUCCUCCACCACCUUGACUGAGUGCCAGACCAACUGUUCCGACACCACCUUGGCGAGCAACAGCACUUGUGGCUCUUCAUUCUCCGAGUGCGCGUGUGACAACAUCUACGCACAGGCCGUUAAAGCCUGUCUUUACGGAGCCGGUUGCAAGACCGACGUAUCCACAUGGUUCGACUCGGCCACUUCAGCCUGUGAGGCAAUUGGUGGGGAUCCCAGCUAUUCUUCCACUUCCAGCUGGUCCGGUUCCUCGUCCAACUCCAGCUGGUCUCAUGGUUCAUCUAGUUCUGCCAGCGCUUCCGAGACCGCUUCCGGGACUGCUUCCUCUACCGACUCUGCCGCUGCUUCCUCUGGAGAUGCUUCCUCCUCGGAAGCCGCUUCCUCCUCUGCUUCUGCCUCUUCUUCCUCUAGCAGUAGUGGUGCCAGCGCUGCUCAGCAGGUCGGAGCGGCUGCCUUGGCUAUGAUGGGCGUUGUCGUUGGUACCACCGUGCUUCUCUAA
Molecule: messenger RNA, 768 nt
Organism: Cryptococcus amylolentus CBS 6039
Lineage: Eukaryota; Fungi; Basidiomycota; Tremellomycetes; Tremellales; Cryptococcaceae
Exons: 4
Coding region: 211-768 (185 amino acids)
Source: RefSeq, a predicted model, not a curated record